Molecule: messenger RNA, 654 nt
Organism: Chaetura pelagica (chimney swift)
Lineage: Eukaryota; Metazoa; Chordata; Aves; Apodiformes; Apodidae
Gene: AQP11
Product: aquaporin 11
Biological process (GO): transmembrane transport
Cellular component (GO): membrane; cytoplasm
Molecular function (GO): channel activity
Source: RefSeq, a predicted model, not a curated record
AUGUCGGGGGGCGGUGUGGGCACCUCCCUGCUGCUGCUGGGGGGCAUCGUGCUGUGCGUGGGGCUUUCCCGCAGCCUGACCCGCCGCCGGCUGCGCUCCCCCCCCCCUCCCUACGGCUUCACCGUCUUGCACGGUUUGACCUUGCCCGGCAGCGCCUGCAACCCCUGCGGGACUUUGCAGCCCAUGUGGGGCGGGGGGAUCCCCCUGGGGAUGGGGGGGGUGAAGAUCUGCGCCCAGUUCCUGGCGGCAGGGCUCGCCAGGCUCUUCAUGAGCUUCGUCUGGAGCCUGGAGAUGGCUGAGCCGCAUUUCGGGGCGCUGUCCCAAGGCUGCAGCCACCCCAUGAGGACCUCGGAGCUGCAGGCGUUCUGCAUCGAGCUGCUCUUCUCCGUCGUGUUCCAGCUGACGGCCCUGCGGGUGGAGAGAGUCAGCCCCAAAUACAAGGUCCACCUGGUGGCUCUUCUCAUCACCAUGCUGGUGUAUGCAGGUGGUAAUCUCACAGGAGCAAUAUUUAACCCAGCAUUGGCUUCUUCAUUACAUCCAAAUUGUUUCUAUGAACAAUUUUUUAGCUACUCACUGGUAUACUGGAUAGCACCAUCCUUAGGUACAAUACUUGUGGCUUUUCUAUGGGAUGAAAUCCUUCCUCGGAUAUCCUGA